UUCAUUGAUAAAGAUUUGAUAAAAGUUCCUGACCGAAUUGAUUAUGAAAUUGACGGGCAACAUGAAAUUAACAGGAGUUACGCAGAUCGAGGACCGGAAGCAGCACAAAAAGGUAAAAUGAAUUCUAUUUUAAAAAAAAAGAAAAAAAACUCUUCAAAAUCUCCAAAGGGAUAUUUAAUCAUUAGAACUGAUUUUCAGACGCUAAAAACCUUUUUUUUUUUUCUUCUCCAGCUCCUAAAGCCGCUGAUUGAGAAACGGAGGCGGGAGAGAAUGAACCACAGCCUGGAGUCUUUGAGAAUACUGCUGCUGGAAAACGCGCAGAUGAAGAAAUUAACCAACCCCAAAGUGGAAAAAGCGGAGAUUCUGGAGAGCGCGGUCGCGUUUCUGCGGAGAGAACGUGCCUGCGACGGCGCGGAGCAGCGCCAGCGGCUGCGUCAGGUUGCUAGGGACGCCACCGAAUCCCAACGCGGUUACCACGACGGCUUCCAAGACUGCCUCACUCGGACGGCCAGCUUCCUGCGGCAAGCGUGCAGCCAAACAUCCGAAACCCAGCGCUGCACGGGACCGACACUGGCAGCCAGUUUCUCCCAGUAUAUGACGCACCACACCCAGUCUAGGAACUCGGCCGGGCGGCAGCUUUACUCCUCCCCUGAAACCUCUCCGGUGGAGACCGCAGCGGCACCUGAGCCGUCCGCACGCCGGCUGCAGCGCUUGGUGACCGGUUGGGGCACUAGCGGUGUCUCGCUGACCCCUGCCGCUUCCUCCCCUCCACAAAAACAGCGGAGAACCGGAGCCACACGCCCGCGCAGUGGGGAGAGGGCACCGCUGGCUUUCAGGCACCCCAACGCGGUCUCCUGCGCGCCUAUGAGCUCCAAAAUCGGCCACAGCCACUCCAACGCAGUGUGGCGACCCUGGCCAUAAAACUGGCGUGUCAGCCUAACGCAUAUUGACCCUGUUAAUCCUAAUAUAUAUAUAUAUAUGGAAGAAAUGUGUAUACUGUUGUUAUAUAGCAUGCAUGUUACCUUAGGGGUUAAAAAAAACCGAAGUGAAUUUCUGAAUUGUAACUAGUUAAUAUAUAGACGUAUCAACGCAAUGGUGUAUAGCCGAGCGAAGCUCUACGGUAUUAGAAGCCACGUGCUUUAACAUUGUAAAUAACACAGAGAAAUACAUAUUUAUAUUUUCAUAUUCAACCUUUUAAUGCCAUGCCUUGUUAUGUGAGGGUCUGGAACCAACUCCCCAGUAAUGUUGUUGAAGCUGACACCCUGGGAUCCUUCAAGAAGCUGCUUGAUGAGAUUCUGGGAUCAAUAAGCUACUAACAACCAAACGAGCAAGAUGGGCUGAAUGGAGCCUCCUCUCGUUUGUAAACUUUCUUAUGAUCUUAGGUAUUGUGCCGCGAUCCAACCCCGCGCGUUCGGGGUCUCUUGGGGGCAGAUUAAUCAUUUCUGUAUUUUUUUUUUUUAAAUAGUUGUAUAACUGUGUAUUUUGUAUAGCGGAGAAUGCCGAGAGAGAAUAGCUGCAUACAAGAUCGAAUUGUAAAUAUAGAAACGUACAUAAGAUUUAUGAAGUGCAUUGAAACGCAGCUCAGUGCAAUGUAUUUUGUGUAUGUGUACAUGUAUAUAUCUAUAUCUAUAUCUAUAGAACACAUUUCCUUCAGCACAAAUAUUUAUUAAUAUUUUAUAUAUUUCAAGGGAUAUACAUAUAUUUUUGAAUAAAAUUCUUUAUAA
Messenger RNA from Acipenser ruthenus (sterlet), 1724 nucleotides. Its product is annotated as transcription factor HES-7.1-A-like. The coding region runs from base 118 to 921 and encodes 267 amino acids. The transcript has 2 exons. Lineage: Eukaryota; Metazoa; Chordata; Actinopteri; Acipenseriformes; Acipenseridae. Gene Ontology annotation, molecular function: DNA-binding transcription factor activity, RNA polymerase II-specific; protein dimerization activity; RNA polymerase II cis-regulatory region sequence-specific DNA binding. Gene Ontology annotation, biological process: regulation of transcription by RNA polymerase II; anterior/posterior pattern specification; regulation of neurogenesis. Gene Ontology annotation, cellular component: nucleus. The record is from RefSeq and is a predicted model, not a curated record.